AUGAUUUUGUUCACAGUUCUUAACAUUAUUAAUGCUCCAACAGUUGCGAAUUUGAUAAAAGAUUCAUACUUUGCAUUCACUGGUGUUGAAGAUAACAUCCGUGUAAUUCAUUUCUAUCAAAAAAAUUGCCCAGCUUGUGAUUCCGUUGAAGAAGUUUUCGAAGAAGUCAGUAGGAUGUAUUCUCGUGAGGAAAGAGUAAUGUUUGGUCAGCUUGAUUGUGAUCGUGCAACUGAUGUUUGCGAAUCUUCAUCAGUUAGAGAUUAUCCUGCAUGGCAUGUAUACUUCAAAACAAACACACAUCCAAAGAGAUACAAUAGAAACUUCGAUGUUGACAGUUUUGUUAAAUUCAUUCGUCAAGGUUCCGGAAUUAGACCAACAUCCAACGCAAAUAACUUACUUUAUAUUGCUCCAAAGGAUCUUCUCAACAUUACAAAGAAGCCUCUUUGCAAUUUUGUUAUUGUUGAUAAGCCAAUGGAUCAAGAAUCACAACAAUUACAUAACGCUUCAAGACUCGCAGAAUCUGCCGUCCGUCGUGGUGCCAAGUUCUUCGCUGUCGAUAGAAGUGAAUCUACUGAAAUAAAUAAGAAACUUGCCGGAAAAUCUUAUUCUGCUUUCUUUGUUAAAAGCGGAAAAUGGACUCCUUACACCGGUGAAGAAGAUAAGGAUUCAAUUGUUCAUUUCUUACGCAAUCAGAAGUGCGCAUUAACUGUUGCAACUCCAACGCCAACUCCAAAGCCAUUACCAGAACUGGAUGAUCCUGUAGAUGAUGAUCCAUACUUUGAAGAUGAUGUAGAGCCAGAAAAUCCUUCACAAAAGGCUGAAGAUGAUGAAGAUGACGAUGAAAACGACGAAGAUGAUCAGCCAGCUCAAAAGAAGAAGAAACGCACAGAUGAUAUCGAAGAAGAUAAUGAUUUCGAGUUGAAGAAUGACGAUGACGAAGAAUUCACUGAUUUUUAA
This is a messenger RNA of Trichomonas vaginalis G3, 957 nucleotides long. RefSeq names its product disulfide-isomerase C17h9.14C-related family. The transcript has a single exon. The record is from RefSeq and is a predicted model, not a curated record. Gene Ontology annotation, molecular function: protein disulfide isomerase activity. Lineage: Eukaryota; Parabasalia; Trichomonadida; Trichomonadidae. Gene Ontology annotation, cellular component: endoplasmic reticulum. Gene Ontology annotation, biological process: protein folding. Bases 1 to 957 code for a protein of 318 amino acids.